GAGGAUUUGCCCGAGAGAUGGGGCCUCGCGUUAGGACUUGAGACAGGGCUUCUAAAGCCUUGCGGUGGGGCCAGGCCGCCAGCCUUCAGAUGCCACGGCCGCCACGGGCUGUAACGGAGACGAUGCUCGGCGUGCUGCCCUUCCUCCCUCCCCCGCCCCAUGCAUUCGUUUGUGCUUCUUCAGCAUCACGCUCUGCCCGUGCGUGCGGCGUGUCGGCUGGACGGCAGCCUCUCCUUCCAGCAGGAGAGUCAGGCCUGCAGCUGAACCAGAAGGCGCUGACCACCUUCCCGGACGUGGUGCUCGUGCGGGUCCCCACCCCCUCGGUGCAGUCGGACAGCGACAUCACGGUCCUGCGACACCUGGAGAAGCUGGGCUGCCGCUUGGUCAACCGCCCGCAGAGCAUCUUAAACUGCAUCAACAAAUUCUGGACCUUCCAGGAGCUGGCGGGACAUGGGGUCCCCAUGCCCGACACCUUCUCCUAUGGUGGGCAUGAAGACUUCUCAAAAAUGAUCGAUGAAGCCGAGCCGCUGGGCUACCCCGUGGUGGUGAAGAGCACGCGUGGACACCGGGGAAAAGCCGUUUUCCUCGCGAGAGACAAGCACCACCUCUCAGACGUCUGCCACCUGGUCCGCCACGACGUGCCCUACCUGUUCCAGAAGUACGUGAAGGAGUCCCACGGGAAGGACAUCCGCGUGGUGGUGGUCGGCGGCCAGGUGAUCGGCUCGAUGCUGCGCUGCUCCACGGACGGCCGGAUGCAGAGCAACUGCUCGCUCGGUGGCGUGGGCGUCAUGUGCCCGCUGACGGAACAAGGCAAGCAGCUGGCCAUCCAGGUGUCCAACAUCCUGGGCAUGGACUUCUGCGGCAUCGACCUUCUCAUCAUGGACGACGGCUCCUUCGUGGUGUGCGAGGCCAACGCCAACGUGGGCUUCCUCGCCUUCGACCAGGCGUGCAACUUGGACGUGGGCAGCAUCAUCGCGGACUACACCAUGACCUUGCUGCCCAGCAGGCCCACCGGGCACAUGGCCGUCCUCCCCGGGCUGUCCGGUCCCAGGGAGCAGAAGGAGCCCGACGGCUGCGGGUCCGCGCAGGGCAUCGGCGCCGAGAGCGGCUACGCCGUCAACAGCGGGUCGACGUCCAGCGAGAGCGAGCCCGAACUGGGGGAGAGCCGGGCCUCCGCCGCCGGCUCGGCAGGCGCCCCGGCCCCCGUGCUGCCGGAGCCCGGCUACAACAUGAACACCAGGAUUGCUGCAGAGUUGAAACUGAAGUGAAUUCCUGCUUUUUGGCAGAUUGAAACCAAAUCCGCCUGCUUCCCUAGUAGUUUUGAGCGAAUAAAAUCUGGACUAAAGUGAUUUCAUUUGCACAGAAACUAGAAAUCCCAUCUGGGCACUCAGCAGUCUUUCUAACAAUGAUUUAAGCACAUGGCCUAGCUUUGUGGUUUUUAUAAACACGCAUAUAAAAGCCCUCACCGAGAACUACGUCCCGACUGAUGCACUUGAGACCAGUGUCUGCCGCGAGCCCUCGGAUGUGCUGGCUGCUUUAGGCCGCGGACUCUGCGCUGUGCUUCUCGCUUUUAGCCGUAGAGCCCGUGAACUCGCAACAGCUCCUGGAAAUGCAGAAAAGCAGCCCCCGGACAGAAGCACGUGCAGAAGCGGUGGAACCUGACCACAGUUGUGUGCUCUCCAUUAGGUGUGUGUGUGUGUGUGGUGUGUGUGUGUGAAGAGCGAGAAAGAGGCUCAGAGAAUACACAGUCCAGACAUCGUUAGAGGAUUAGCCUCUGCUCCCCGUUGCCCACCGUCUUGAGCAUAGUUCUCUGACGCUAAGGAUAUGGUGUUUGAGGGAGCUUCCUUCUUAGCAUGUUCAGUGAAGCGCUUUGUAGAAAGCGAGCCCGAAGGCCCUUUGGCUUCCCUGGUUGGCACACAGCCUGCCCUAAAACUGGGGCUUUCUACAAACUGCUUUGCCACUCCAGAUGCACCGACCCUGCCUCUGUGCACGCAGCCCCAGCAGCCGCUUUGCACCUUUGCUGCCUUUGGCCUCCGCUGGAAGUGCCCUUCACCGAGCUCUGGCCGCACACGUUCUGUCUUAGGCACGUUCCAGAACAGCGUGGGCUUCUUUUCCGUGGACUCUAUUCACAUCAGAAGCCGGCGGGUUUUUUCACCCAGAAAGCUCCUGGAGGAUCGGCGUUUGCCCGUCUGCUCUCCUGAACCCGUGCGUGCUUAGCUGUAGGAGCGCGUCGGGCGAGUUGGUGGCGUUGGCCUGUCGGGGCCAUGGAGCCAUUGGAAACACUCCAGUCCCCUUGACACUAGUCUUACCCGGGUGCCAGAGACCUGUCCUGACCCACUUUUCCACACCGGGGAGACUCAGGUAUCAGGAAUGACUCCUUGGUGGGGGACCCGGGGUGGGGGGGAGGGACAGUGUAGACAUGACACCAAGUGCUUUUCACUCUAGCUCUUCCAGCAGUAGAGCCUUCCCUUGGGAGAAAUCCCGGAGACGGAGUUCCAUUUCUGCCCGUGCGACGCGUGAGAGAAACGAGCAAGGCUCCCUUUUUAGCCAAAUACGCUGGAGCACGUGCACUCAGAGCCAUCACGAACUCACUGACUUCCUUGGGAGACCUUGCUCUUGAGCUGGGGUGUCGCGUGUGCCAGGAGCACCUAGAAGGUCUCUUUGGCAUUGUCUUGGGAGCCAUGCCAAAACAGAGGCCUCACCACCGUAGAGUCAGGCCUUGUUUCUUACACCACCCUCCCCAGAGGUCAUCCUGGGUCAUCCAUCACCCAUUUUAUCAGACGUUCCUUCUAAUGUUCUUUGACUGUUAAAAAAAAAAAAAAAAGAUCAUCCCUCAACAAAUAAAUCUACCCUUAAAGGGCAAAGAACAACAUUAACGAAGCUUAAAGCGGAUGGUUUCCAAGGAGGGUUCUAGAAAGUUCUGAGUAAGGUCAGCUUCCCUGGACUCAGCGAACGUCCGCCCAAGGUGACUAGUGUGAAGGCAUGGACCCCCGGCUGGGUGUACAAAUUCCUGCACUUACUCUCCUGUCCGUGUCAAAUGUGUGAAAAGUCAAACUCUUCCAUGUUUUCACAACACACUUAAAUAGAAAUUGGCUUUGGAAAUACUGUGGGAAACCUCAGACCUCACCAAGUAGCAGUCGUGCAAUUGAAAACUGGCGCCGUGUCAUGGAGCUGUCACACGACUCAGUCGUAGUUUAAAUGCAGUCAACAUAGGUGCAUGCCACUUAACUGUAACUCCGGUCACGUGUCUGUGCAGUUGAAAAAUGAACGUCUCUUACCUUUUAUGUAGGUUAAGACAUGUACCUUAUCUUUACCACUCAGGGUGGGUUUUGAAGGAUGGUUCUAGGUCUGGUCUUGUUGGAAUUGUCCAGAUGCUUUCUAUGUGAACCUCUGAACCAAGGGAUGACCUUCUGGAAGCUGCAUCCAUGCCUUCCCACAGUUUAGUGUAAGCCCAGUCUCCUCGCUUUUCUCUAAGUAAAUGCUGGCGGGCCCCAUCCUGAGCAGAGCAGCCAGAGGGGGCUUCCAGAUUUGUCAAAGGGGGCCCAUUGUCCAGCCAUCAGUGACAGCCGUGGUCACUGGCAUCGUUGCUUGGGACGUAGCCCUGACUAGAAGCAGAGAAAGCUGGGUCACAGCUGGACCUAGCCUCCCUCCAGGGUUUCCCAUGUUGGCUCAGGGCCCUGGGAGGCGCAGCCAGGUGGCUGGACCGCCCUUGUCACAGCUGCCCGCAAGGCCUACUGGAAGGAAUGUGGGGCACAGAGCCCAAUCCUGGUUCUGGUUCUCCCCUUAACCAGCUGAUGAACCUUAUACCAUCAAGUUGACUCUGUGCCUUGAUUUUUCCAUUCUUCUGGUAGGGGAGAGGCCUAUUCUAUUUGCCCCUUGGAGGGUGCUUUGAGGUGAGUUAAUUAAUGGAACUGCGUUACGUGGAGGUGGUAGAUAACUCCCACAUCUGAUUUUUAACAGCUUCCUAUCACCCCCUCCGGGGGGUGGGGGUUAGUUAAAGGAAGAAGCCACCAAUUCUUGGCAUGAGCACACUAAACCGUGGUAGGGGGCCUGAAAAAGGAUGCAGCUUCUCCAAGGCCUUAUGACCUGAAAGGGGUAAGGCGUUUAGUGUAUUCAGCCUUCUGGAUGUAUCGCAUAUAACCUGAAACUCUUGGCUCUCGUAUAUCCGCAGUCUUCCUUCUGUAACAUAAACUGCAGUGUCUGUAUCCGGUCUUCCCAUUUAUCUGGUAGUAGCAUCUUGAAACUGGUCAAAACUUGAAUGCCAAUAGCUCAGUCACUCAGAAUAUAUAUGAUUCUGCACUUGGGA
Molecule: messenger RNA, 4306 nt
Organism: Sus scrofa (pig)
Lineage: Eukaryota; Metazoa; Chordata; Mammalia; Artiodactyla; Suidae
Source: RefSeq, a predicted model, not a curated record